Myotis myotis is the source of this 1463-nucleotide messenger RNA. Its product is annotated as patr class I histocompatibility antigen, A-126 alpha chain-like. Bases 16 to 1056 code for a protein of 346 amino acids. Gene Ontology annotation, molecular function: signaling receptor binding; peptide antigen binding. Gene Ontology annotation, cellular component: external side of plasma membrane. Gene Ontology annotation, biological process: immune response; positive regulation of T cell mediated cytotoxicity; antigen processing and presentation of endogenous peptide antigen via MHC class Ib. Lineage: Eukaryota; Metazoa; Chordata; Mammalia; Chiroptera; Vespertilionidae. The transcript has 8 exons. The record is from RefSeq and is a predicted model, not a curated record.
CCCCAGACCAGUAGGAUGCUGCUCACGGGGCCCCCAACCCUCCUCCUGCUGCUCUGGGGGGGUUUGGCCCUGACCCAGACCUGGGCGGGCCCCCACUCCCUGAGACAUUUCCUCACCGCUGAGUCCCGGCCCGGACAUCGCAAGCCCCGCUUCGUGGUCGUCGGCUACGUGGACGACACGCAGUUCGUGCGGUUCGACAGCGACUCCGCGAGCCCGAGGAUGGAGCCGCGGGCGCCGUGGAUGGAGCAGGAGGAGCCGGGCUACUGGGACCUGAACACGCGCAACGCCGAGGUCGCCGCACAGAGUUUCCGACUGAACCUGGACAUCCUGCGCGGCUACUACAACCAGAGCCGGGACGGGUCUCACACCUUCCAGUUGAUGUUUGGCUGCGAAAUGGGACCCGACGGCCGCCUCCUCCGCGGUUAUGACCAGUCCGCCUACGACGGCACCGACUACCUCGCCCUGAACGAGGACCUGCGCUCCUGGACCGCGGCCGACACCGCAGCUCAGAUCACCCGGCGCAAGUGGGAGGCAGAAGGUGUAGCGGAGGAAAGGAGACACUACCUGCAGGGGGAGUGCCUGGAGUGGCUCAGCAGAUACCUGGCGAUGGGGAAGGAGGCGCUGCAGCGCGCAGACCCUCCAAAGACACACGUGGCCCACCACCCCAUCUCUGACCGUGAGGUCACCCUGAGGUGCUGGGCCCUGGGCUUCUACCCUGCGGACAUCAGCCUGAGCUGGCAGCGUGAUGGGGAGGACCAGACCCAGGACAUGGAGCUGGUGGAGACCAGGCCUGCGGGGGAUGGGACCUUCCAGAAGUGGGCGGCCCUGGUGGUGCCCCGUGGAGAGGAGCAGAGAUACACGUGCCAUGUGCAUCACGAGGGGCUGCCCGAGCCCCUGACCCUGAGAUGGGAGCCGCCUUCUUGGGCCACCAUCCCCGCUGUGGGCCUGGUUGUGGGCCUGGUCAAUCUUGGAGCUGUGCUCACUGGAGCUGGAGCUGGAGCUGUGAUGAUGUGGAGGAGGAAGCGCUCAGGUGGACAAGGAGGGAGCUAUGCUUAGGCUGCCAGCAGCUACAAUACCCAGAGCUCUGAUCAAUCUCUCUUGGCUUUUAAAGCGUGAGGCACGUGCCUUGUGGGGGAACCAGUGAUGGGAGAUUUGUUCGAGCUCCUACUUUGUGAUUCAAGAACCUCUGAUUUCCUUCUGCAAAUGACAUUUGAAUGUAUGUGUUCCCAUCAGCAUAACGUGAGGAGGUCGGAGGCUGGCCCACACCUGCCCACCACUCGCCCUUCUCACAGUUUCCUGUCCAUCAGAGCCCGGCUGGGCCCUCCCCAUCCCUGUCUUUACUUUGUGAUGCUCAGUAGGGAACUGAGUUAUGCGAGAUUUGUCCACACUCCCACUUUGUGACUCAAGUGAAAGGUUAGCAUGGUGAUACGUGGGCAGGCUACAUAGCCAUCUGGAAUGAAAAU